Molecule: messenger RNA, 477 nt
Organism: Melampsora larici-populina 98AG31
Lineage: Eukaryota; Fungi; Basidiomycota; Pucciniomycetes; Pucciniales; Melampsoraceae
Exons: 5
Coding region: 1-477 (158 amino acids)
Source: RefSeq, a predicted model, not a curated record
AUGCCCCACUUGCCAAUUGAUCUAAUCGCAAACCCAUUUUCAAAUUGCUUUUCCGUGUUUACAUUUGUUGCACCCUACGCAUUAGAUGUCAUUGAAAAUGCCUCGAAGAAAGAACAAGACAAUCAAACUUGGAAAGACGAGGUGUUGAAAGAAAGCGUCACUCGGCUCAAAAGCUCAAUUGAGUCUAUCCAGAAAGAGAUUGCGAAGUUGCUCUUAAGUCCGGAAUCACGAGAUCUCCAAGAAAGCGAAAAGGAGCGUCUUUUGAGUUUUUUAGGUGAUGCGAAGAAAGAAAUCAAUGUUGUCUACAACAGGCUCGAAACUUUGAAAGCUCAGGUGGUUGAUUCCGACCUUGAAAAAGAUUUGCACAUCCUGGAUGCCAAGAUCACGGGACAUGGAAAGGCUUUUCAAAAACUUAUAGUGGCAUGCGGUGGUGAUGGUUUCUAUGGGGAGUGCGAUGGUUAUAACCCUGAUGAAUGA